Molecule: messenger RNA, 753 nt
Organism: Symbiodinium necroappetens
Lineage: Eukaryota; Dinophyceae; Suessiales; Symbiodiniaceae
Source: the annotation of a GenBank genome assembly
GACACCACUGGACCGGAUCUGCUUGGUGCCGUGCUGAAAGCUCACUUCUCGCAGGAACAGUGCUGCGUGACCAUGUUGCAGGCUGAGAUCAUGAAGCUGUCGAACCUCCUGAAGGAGUACAGCAGCAAGUUGCGGAUCAAGGAGCAUGAUGAGCUGGAUGCAUGCUCCCAGAAGACUCCUGACUGGGAGAAGGAGGUGAUCAUGAUCACGGAGCGCUACGAUGUGCCCCUCAACUUCCGCCUCAACUGCAGAUUCAUGAUCGAUGAGAAGGACAUUGCCUUGUGCCAUCAGUCCCAGUGCCCGCUUCCGACGUCAGUGUGCAGUUCGCAGACGUCCCAGGAGCUGGUAAACAUCGACGAGGACGCCAUCGUCUCUGAGCAAGGUGCCUUCUUCGAGACCCUCUUCCGCCGGCUGCCCCCGGUGCAAAGCAAAAGUUUCCAGCAGCUGCGAGAGGAAUGCAUCACUCUUCGGCAGCAGCUGUCGAGUACGGAGGGCAAUCUGCAGCUGGUCAACGACCUAGACAAAGCGGUGCAGCAGAUCACCGAACUCAUCGACGUGAGCGCGGAGCCGAAAGAGCUCCUGGACACCCUCGCUGAGCGGGUGCGCUCCCGCCAACGCCGCUUCCGAUAUCUCGAGGUGGUCGAGAGGAACGUCAAGGCUGCCAUCGUAGCGAAGUGGCAGUACAAGGAGGCCCGAGCUUGGGGCCUGGGAUGGAUGGAGUUCCGGGGUUCGGAGGCUUGCAGUGUCUCGUAG